AUGACGAUCUGGCAGGCCGUGUGUCUGUAUCCCAAGGCCAUCGGCUGGUCUGUACUCCUUUCGACAGCCAUUGUCAUGGAAGGCUAUGAUGUGCGAUACGGCAUGCGGCAGUCUGAUGGAGCAUAUCAGAUAACAGCUCUUUGGCAGGCUGGGCUGUCGAAUGGGGCAAAUGUGGGUGAAAUUCUUGGUCUGUUCAUCAACGAUAUUGUGUCCGAGCGAUAUGGAUACAGGCGCACAAUGCUUGCGUCCCUGGCUGCUUCGGUAGAUUUUAUUUUCAUCCCUUUCUUUGCGCAGAAUAUUGUGAGCUUGGAAGUCCGCGACAUAUUGAUGGGUAUGCCGUGGGGGACAACAUACAUAAAUCUGAUAGCCGUUGGUGUUUUACGAACCCUUCUCCAGCGGGCGGAUCAGUGGGCGUAUCGCAUUCCAUUUGCUUUACAGUGGAUGUGGCCUGUUCCACUCAUAAUUGGCAUUUUCUUUGCACCUGAGUCACCUUGGUGGCUAGCUUUGUACCGACUCACAUGUUCUUCUGCUGAUGGCGACUUCAGUGUUGACCAGACAAUCGCCCUGAUGGUACAUACAGAUGCUCUAGACAGGAAACUUACAAUGGGAAUCUCGUAUUGGGAUUGCUUCAAAGGUAUUGAUCGACGACGCACUGAAAUUGUGUGCUUGACUUGGGCCAUCCAGAAUUUAUGCGGGGCCGCUUUUAUGAGGUAUUCUACUUAUUUUUUCCAACAAGCUGGUCUCGCGGCCAUCUAUUCAUUCGACAUGUCUAUGGCGUUGUAUGCUGUCGCAAUUCUUGGCGUGUUCAUAUCAUGGUUCUUUAUGGCAAAUUUUGGACGGCGAACCCUCUACCUUGGAGGGCUAGCAGCAAUGUUCCUUUUACUUCUUAUCAUCGGCUUUGUUGCUGUUGGGAAUCCCGCUAGUGGUGGCUGGGCAAUCGGUUCACUGUUGCUUGCCUAUACCCUCUUCUACGACAUAACUGUCGGGACCGUUGCUUUCUCUAUUGUGGCCGAAAUUCCCUCAAGUCGGCUGCGGACGAAGACUAUAGUACUCGGCCGGAAUUUGUAUAACGUCAUUGGUAUUAUCAACGGAGCGGGUUUUUUCUGGGCAGGAAUGUGCUUCUUGUGCAUGGUAUGGACGUAUUUUCGUCUUCCAGAGCCCAAGGGUCGAACUUACGAAGAGCUGGAUCUGUUAUUUGAAGAGAAAAUCAGCGCACGAAAGUUUAAGGCGACAGUGAUGAAGAUCGUCAAGGCCCGCGCCGGCUUUUGGAUGAUUGGGCUAUUUUUGGGGGCAAAUGUUUUCACGGUGGGGGCUGCUCACCAAAGAUCAUGGACGAUUUUAACGAGGAUGCAAACAUGA
Talaromyces proteolyticus is the source of this 1359-nucleotide messenger RNA. RefSeq lists its product as uncharacterized. The coding region runs from base 1 to 1359 and encodes 452 amino acids. Gene Ontology annotation, biological process: transmembrane transport; carbohydrate transport. NCBI's taxonomy places the organism in Eukaryota, Fungi, Ascomycota, Eurotiomycetes, Eurotiales, Trichocomaceae. Gene Ontology annotation, molecular function: carbohydrate:proton symporter activity. The transcript has 7 exons. Gene Ontology annotation, cellular component: membrane. The record is from RefSeq and is a predicted model, not a curated record.